Paramisgurnus dabryanus is the source of this 897-nucleotide messenger RNA. RefSeq lists its product as uncharacterized. Gene Ontology annotation, molecular function: transcription regulator activity; histone H4K20 methyltransferase activity; protein binding. The record is from RefSeq and is a predicted model, not a curated record. Gene Ontology annotation, biological process: regulation of transcription by RNA polymerase II; regulation of DNA damage response, signal transduction by p53 class mediator. Gene Ontology annotation, cellular component: nucleus; polytene chromosome. NCBI's taxonomy places the organism in Eukaryota, Metazoa, Chordata, Actinopteri, Cypriniformes, Cobitidae.
AUGCGCAUUUAUAAGCCCUUCCCACUCGGUGAUACCGGGAUCACCGAGUUUGUGACGCGCCGAUUAACCGUGAAUUUGGUGAGGAGUCGAUUGAGAGGAUUAAAUCCUCUCAAAGAGGUUGAAUAUUACGUGAGGCUGGCUAAAGACAAGGAAAGCAUCACUUGGAAAUAUAUCAGUCAAACUAAAGGACGAGGUGUGUUUGCAAAAGACCCUAUUACAAAAGGGUCAUUCAUUGUUGAAUACCGUGGUGUUUUAAGCAAGAUAACGCACUCUUUUGAACCAACAACUGAAUACACAUAUAUUUUUAAGCACAAUGGAAAUGAAUACUGCAUUGAUGCAUCAGCAGAGGAUGGAUCGCAUGGAAGGCUACUUAAUGAUGAUACAAAGCCAAAUUCCAAGAUGAAGAAAAUUGUGCUGGAUGGUGUACCUCAUCUUUGUUUAUUCGCUAUUACUGACAUAAAUGAAGGUCAAGAAAUUACUUACGACUACGGAGGAGAUGACUUGCCAUGGCGUUCUAAACGCAGUAUAAAGAAGCUCUUAACUGUGACUACAGAUCAGAGUCAGCUUGUGUCUACUCUCGUACCUUCUACAGAGUGUCUUCAUCAGCCCUUAACUUUCACUACAGAUCAGAGUCAGCUUGUGUCUACUCACGUACCUUUUACAGAGGUUUGUCAAUAUAUUUGUCUCCUGAAUCUUGUCUUGUCUUCAUCAGCCCUUAACUUUCACUACAGAUCAGAGUCAGCUUGUGUCUACUCGCGUACCUUCUACAGAGUGUCUUCAUCAGCCCUUAACUUUGACUACAGAUCAGAGUCAGCUUGUGUCUACUCGCGUACCUUCUACAGAGGGUCUUCAUCAGCACUUAACUUUGACUACAGAUCAGAGUCAGCUUGUGUCUAG